AUGAUCAUUCCAGAGGCGUCACCCCCCACUUCUCUCUCGAGUGUUAAACGGGCCUCCACAUUUCUCACUGUCCUCUGGGCUUAUGUGGGAGGCACCACUGGACAUGCUAACUUCCCUGGUACAAACCUAACAGAUGACAUAAGCCGAACUAUUCUAAAAGAAUCUUGUCAGUGUGAUAUUUCUGCUGAGAAUAUUAUCAUCAAUGGAGAAACAAUCUGCCUCAGUGAACUACCUAACUCCAUCUUCUUUAAUGCUACAAUCGUGGACUACUUUGAUGCGAACAGCUCAGAACUUAGAGCAGGGAUUCAAUCCUGGGCUUCCGAGGGCCCUGUUAUUAGUAUUCUCGGUGUCCUAAUGACAAUCGUGUGGGGCGACUGCAUCUCUUGUCCUGAUCUUGCCACUGGCUUAUGCGACAGGGAAGAAUUCUCUUGCAUUUCCACUCAACCUUCGACUGGAAUUGUACAAAUCGCGGUUACAAACACCUUUUCUUCCACUGCACCCACGAAUUACAUCGAGAAUACUCAAACAUUAACAUCUUCUAGUGCACCUCGUUCCACUGAAAUGCCCAAUCCACCUCCAGUGGAGAACACUGCAGGGACACAGACAUGUGACUGUACUCAAUCUCUAUCUUCAGGAAUUCUGGGACUGAGUGUGGGGCUAGGAAUCGGAGCAGGCCUGGUUGCCUUCCUGGUGGCUGGUGGUGUUGUCCUCAUUCCAUUCUGCAUCGCGAAACGGAGACGGCGUAGCUAUGUCUUGAAACAAAGUGAUGCUACUCUCGAUGCUACCAUUAUCCCAAACGUGGCCUACAGUUUGUCACCCAUCAACCGGGACAGGGCGCUAUCCACCGACCAUCCCGAAUACGACUCAAUCAUCGCACGACCUCGCCAACCGACGCAGACAGACGGGGAAGGAGACUAUGAAGUGGGCACACCCCCCCACAUUCGCCUCAUGAGGAUAAGACAACAGGAACAAGAGUCAUGUUUGGGUCAGGGAUCACGGCAGGGAGAUGAGGAACCACAGGAGGAAGACAAAGAUUACAGAAGAAGCAGGCGGUACACUGAAGUACCAACUGACACAUAAUAAAAUUACCAAAAAAUUUUUAAAAAUCAGCUGUUGGAUUAUAUAUAAUCUAGGAUACUUAGUUUCGCAGGCUAUAAUACUAACAAUACAGCUAGCUGUAAAAAGUCAACCGAACAGCAUUAUAUAUUAAAGUGUCAUGUCCGACUCUUUCUGGGAAAAGUCCACCAUCGCAUGCACGAUAUGAAACCUUUGCAGGUCCUUGUUCCCUUGGCCCUGGCUGGAGAACCACUCUAGAACUGCCGGAAUGAACAGGAUGGCCAUCUUUUCAGCCACCGAGAAAAUGUCUGACACGAUACUCUCGUUCUUGUACACGUUCUUUGUCCACAUUGAGAGGACGAUAAAGAAAAGCAUGAGGAAUAGCUUGACAAAUACCAGGGGGACUUGUCUGCGGAUCGGUCGCACGUUCUCUGCUAUUGAGAAAUAGAGUCUAGUGCUCAUGUAGUUUACCAGGUCUCUAUGGACAUAGAGAUUCUCUCUGUAUUGAGUAGGUUGAUUUCCUAUCAACUGUACACUGCCCUGUGCAGUCUUGUGUAGGGAAAUCCUCAUUCUUCUUAUUUGGAUCUGGGAUUUGAUAUACUCAAUCUCGGAUUCCGAAUCGUUUUCCAUGAUUUGGACGACGUCUUUGAGAAUGCUGGAGUAUUGCUUGUGAAUGGAGUGGAUUAUAGCAUAGACAGUGGAGACAAAGGCAACCAACAGAACAAUGUAGUGGAAAACAAUGUCGGCUGCAAUGCUGGCACCGAGGUAGGUAAAGAUGGUGACUUCAGUCAGUAGAAAACAGAGGCUAAAGAGGGUGAGGAUAAGGUAGAGAAGAAGAAUACUGAGAAUCGAGGCAUGAAUGAAAUGCAGGAUACUUUGGAAGAGUUUUAGAAUGAAUAGCUGGUCUUGGAACCAGAUAUGUUGGAGCUCGUGACACAUCCCUAAAGCAAUGGCUCGGAAUAGCUCCUUUGCAAAGUAUGGCAGCGGAAAAACGAAGUAUGUCAACACUAUCAAAACAGAUAGACAUAGCACG
Messenger RNA from Geodia barretti, 2089 nucleotides. NCBI's taxonomy places the organism in Eukaryota, Metazoa, Porifera, Demospongiae, Tetractinellida, Geodiidae. The record is from the annotation of a GenBank genome assembly.